Molecule: messenger RNA, 1367 nt
Organism: Notothenia coriiceps (black rockcod)
Lineage: Eukaryota; Metazoa; Chordata; Actinopteri; Perciformes; Nototheniidae
Gene: ndufaf3
Product: NADH:ubiquinone oxidoreductase complex assembly factor
Exons: 5
Coding region: 71-631 (186 amino acids)
Biological process (GO): mitochondrial respiratory chain complex I assembly
Cellular component (GO): mitochondrial inner membrane
Source: RefSeq, a predicted model, not a curated record
UACACAACACCGGAAACAGACGGCUGGUGUUACACAGAACUCCGUCCCCCUUCUGUGUCGCCGGUUGAACAUGGCCACUGCUGUGUGUGCUAGAUUGCUCCUUCAGAGAUCAACACACGGGUUUCUCUUUUCCUCCAGGGCAGGACCCGCUCUCUCAAGCCCCUUUCUGUCUCGUGCACACAGAUUGGGUCCCAGCGAUGAUGAGAUGUACCAGCGUACCUCUGUGUCCGUCAUGCAGAAGGAGCCGGGCAGCGGGGCCAUGAUCUACAGCUACAGCGCCAGAGGAUUCAACAUCGACGGAAACAAAGUGUUGGGGCCCUGUGCUUUGCUGCCUCCUGCGAUCCUGCAGUGGAAUAUUGGCACUCAUAAAGACAUCACAGAAGAAAGCGUCUCACUUUUCCACAUGCUUGAACCAAGAAUAGAGAUUCUUGUGCUGGGCACAGGUUCACGGACUGAACGAAUUGACCCCUCAGUCCUCGCUCUACUCAAGCGUAAAGGCAUCGCUGUGGAGGUGCAAGACACGGCAAAUGCAUGUGCAACCUUCAACUUCCUGAUCAGUGAGAACAGAGUGGUCGCUGCAGGUCUGAUCCCGCCUCCUGUCAGCACGGCGCUGUCACUCAAACAGGAAUAAGAGUUGCUGCUGUGUCAACAGAAACAAGGACUGAUUUGUGCAGAUGGAGUUUAGAGGUGUCGGAUUGACCCAAGGUCUACGGGAGGGUUAUUCUUCUUCUGCACAAUGCUUCCAAAGGAACAAAUUCAGUGACGUCCAGCUCUAAAGAAACACUUUAUUUAGUAACAACUAUUCUUUAUUAGAUAAACGCGAUAAAUUCAGCCUCGUCACCCAGUCAUCUGAGCAGUGAGCUGUCUCAGAAAAACUGUAAAGAAGUAUAAACAGAAACAAACAAUAACCUGUUAUGAUUUACAUGUGUUUUUUGUGGGAUAUGGAAUAUUUAUUUUUGUAAAGACACCUGGAAGAGUAGCUAUUUUCUGGGGUUGCAACCAACAACUAUUUUCAUUAUUGAUUAAUUUGCUGGUUAUGCUCUCAAUUCAUUGUUUGGUUUAUAAAAUGACAGAAAAAAUUCCAUCUCAGUUUCUCACUGGUGAUGUUUCUAAAAAUGUCUGUUUUUUUUCAGUCCAAACACCGAGGAUAUUCAGAUAACUACCGAACAGAGAAAUGCAGGUUAUCCAAUUCUGCCUGAAUCUUUUUAUUUUAUUUAUCAAUGAUCAAAAUAGUUUUCUGUUGAUCGAGUAAUUGAUUAGUCGGUUAUUCGUUGCAACUCUACAAUGGAUCUGCAGCAGAUAAAAGGGUUCUUUGUUUACAAAUGUUUAAAUAAGAACAAUAAACAAUGUGUAUGUAUUCAACCCGA